AUGUUAAAUAAACAAAAGACUAAAAGUGGUCAAGCAUCAACAAAAAAAAUCAGUUAUAAGUAUGAAAAGCAACUUAGCUUUUUAAAACAAUAUUUUCAAGAACGACCAACAAUUUCAAACAUCGAAAGUCGCAGUGAUUCUGAACAAGACGAAGAAUAUGAUGUACCGGAUGACUUUGGCCUCAGCAGCUCUGAAAAACAUAAUAUUGUAAAUGAUAAUGAAGAUAACGUAACUGCGCAGCCUUUUACACCGAUAGAACCACAACUGGGUAUUAAACGUGGAUCUCGUAUUGGCGUGAGUGCAGGUAUCAGUAAAAAAAAGGUUCAAGAAACAGCCUCUUCGACGUUAAUGAAAUAUAUUUUAGCAAACAAAGAACGUGCAGAAAACAAUAGUAAAGAAAAAGACGAUAUUGAUGCAUUUUUAACGGGAAUUGCAGCUACGAUGAGGAAAUUUGAUCCAUACCAUAUAAAUCUAGCUAAAACUAAGAUUUUCACUGCAGUUCAAGAUAUUGAUAUGCAGCAGAUAAUCAAUAAUCAACGUCAACAAUCAUGCAUUCCACUUUCACAGAAUAAUAGCGUAUGGACUUCAUCACACAUACCUGAACCGGCUAAACAUGAAGUACAAAAUCUUCAAAGUUAUCAAGUUAUACAACAAUCCAUAACUAAUCUGACUUCACACGAGAGCAACGAUGAACAACCACACUACCAAAAUAUGGGUUGA
Molecule: messenger RNA, 720 nt
Organism: Macrosiphum euphorbiae (potato aphid)
Lineage: Eukaryota; Metazoa; Arthropoda; Insecta; Hemiptera; Aphididae
Source: the annotation of a GenBank genome assembly